GUCCCUGGGAGUGUGCCUGCCCAGGAGAGCACAGCAGGGAGCGCAAGGCAGGUGAUCACUGCGAGAUCUGGGUUUGUUCCUGUACGUGGUGAAGGAGCUGUUCUUGCUGCACAGUUUCUCCAGGCAACCUCAUGGUUAAAGAUGCAUAAACAAUAUGCAUUUGCCUUGCUUGCAUAAUUCCUAGGGGAUUAACAUGCCCCAGUAGAAACAGCUUCUCUCUACUCCUCCUGUGCAGAGUAGCAGGGGAAUCCAAAGAGUUUAUUGAUUCAGACAUGUUCCUUAAUUCGUGCCAUAUCUGUAGAGGCCUGACGGCCAUUAGCCAUCUGCUAUGAGCGGUGAUGCCUGCACAGACUUAUCUGCAUUUCUUUAUGAUCUGUCAUGUUGAUGGGUUCAGAUGCUUUUUGUGUAUGUGCACAUUUUUUCAAAGGGUUCGUAGCCAGUAUAUUCCUGUCUUGCUUACCAGAGGCAGGGAGGGAGUUCUACCUUCUUUUAAGAGCUAGCAAAUGGGAUCCACAUUUAACCUGAGUGCCUUUGAAUACAUAUUAAGGUUUAUAUCUAACAAAAGGAUCAUAACUCUAUGCAUCUCAGUGGGAAUAAUGCGGAUUUCUGUUGGAGAGAUUUUGUGAAUAGAUGAGGACAACUUGGGUCAGACAUCAGUGAGAGCUAUCUGCAAAGUAGGGAGCCAGGUUGAACUUUUGGCUACGUUAUUGAAUUCCUGAGGUAUCAGAUAAGUAAGAAUUGCAGACAUACUGUAUUUUCCCACUUGUUUGUUGAGGCACAGAGCAGCAUCUGCAUGAAUGAGGAGAAACCUCCACUAAGGAGAGCUCCAGGAUGCAGCCAUCCUUGCAGGUGACAGUACGGUGCAGCCUGCUGCCUGUCCCUGGGAGUGUGCCUGCCCAGGAGAGCACAGCAGGGAGCGCAAGGCAGGUGAUCACUGCGAGAUCUGGGUUUGUUCCUGUACGUGGUGAAGGAGCUGUUCUUGCUGCACAGUUUCUCCAGGCAACCUCAUGGUUAAAGAUGCAUAAACAAUAUGCAUUUGCCUUGCUUGCAUAAUUCCUAGGGGAUUAACAUGCCCCAGUAGAAACAGCUUCUCUCUACUCCUCCUGUGCAGAGUAGCAGGGGAAUCCAAAGAGUUUAUUGAUUCAGACAUGUUCCUUAAUUCGUGCCAUAUCUGUAGAGGCCUGACGGCCAUUAGCCAUCUGCUAUGAGCGGUGAUGCCUGCACAGACUUAUCUGCAUUUCUUUAUGAUCUGUCAUGUUGAUGGGUUCAGAUGCUUUUUGUGUAUGUGCACAUUUUUUCAAAGGGUUCGUAGCCAGUAUAUUCCUGUCUUGCUUACCAGAGGCAGGGAGGGAGUUCUACCUUCUUUUAAGAGCUAGCAAAUGGGAUCCACAUUUAACCUGAGUACCUUUGAAUACAUAUUAAGGUUUAUAUCUAACAAAAGGAUCAUAACUCUAUGCAUCUCAGUGGGAAUAAUGCGGAUUUCUGUUGGAGAGAUUUUGUGAAUAGAUGAGGACAACUUGGGUCAGACAUCAGUGAGAGCUAUCUGCAAAGUAGGGAGCCAGGUUGAACUUUUGGCUACGUUAUUGAGUUCCUCUUCUGGCAUCUGAUAAUUUUUUUUGUGGGAGAGAAACUCAGGAAAGACAAUUAGUAAAAAAAUCUGCUGCUUUGCCAAAAAAGAGACUCUCCUGCAGUCUCAGGUAAAACACCAGCUUGAGAGAAGCUAGAACUGCACAUAUCACACCUAUGUUUAGUCUCUCAAAAACCAUUACUCAUGUGAAAGCCGUGCAGCACUGUUUAUCAUCCCUCACCCUUGGCAGUGAUGCUGGGGCAGUGUCUGCAGUGAACUGGGCAUCCAGUUUCUGCUCGGCAGAGGUUUCAGUACGUUGCCUCACGUUCUAGCACUGCCCUGGAUAUUUAAUGGCAGAUUCUGGGGAAUAACAUACCCUGUGUUAUGAUGUUUCGGUUCAGUGGGAUUGUAUGCAAUGGAGACUCGAGGGAGGUUUGGCCGGUGAAGCGGCUGUCAGCCACAUCCUGCUGUGGGCUACCUUCGGGAGGGCUGUUAGUGCUAACGCAGCCUUUCUGGGGUUGCUUGGGGGAUCUUGGCGCUGAGAGCGUGCGUACCCCACUGCGGCAGGAGCCGGCUCUGCAGCACCGCUUGGCGCCUGGAUGAGCCGGGCACCUGGGAGCCUCCAGCUCUGCCGAGGCCUUCAGUGUCAGUCCUGGGAACGUUUCUGCACCCAAAUCGUGUGGAAAGCUUUGUUCAUUGUUUUAGUAUUAUUUAAAAAUGUGCAUACUCUCUAUGUGAUUUGAAAACAGACUGUUUACACAAAAUAUUUUGUAUCUUAAGAUGUGUGUACUGUAAAAAGAAAAAAAAAAAAGAAAGGAUGAAAAGCGAUGUUUUUCUACAACUGUCAGCAGUGACUGCAUGUCUGUAUCAUCAUCCACUGACCGUUGUUCCUCAGGGGUCUCCCCGCCAUUCCUGUGAUCCUGUUAAAAGCAUAGGGAAGCAAGUGAAUCCCUGUACAGUCUUGGGAAGAAGGUUUUGUGCCUUAAGAAUGGGACCUGCUUCCCUCCUAUUUAUUGUGUUAAUUUAUACAGUGAUUACCAUGGAAAUGUCUCUUGUAUUUUUUUUGUACAUAGUUUACUGUUGAUUGUUGUAAAUAAGUUUUUCUUGUAUAUAAAGUAAACAUGUUUCUGAGCUUCCAGUAAAGAUUCUCUGUUACUGAUUUCCUUGUGUGAGAGGGCUGCAGUGCCCGUCUGGUGGGAACCAGCUAAUAAAAAUCUGUGCUGUGAUAAAAUGAGUUGCAUUGGAAGUUCAGAGCUGUUCCUUACAGAGGAGUGAAAUGGUAAAUGUGAUUGUUGUAGAUCAGUUUUGUAGCAUUUCUUUGCAUUGGUUUAAUUGACAUAGAGUAGAAGACAUCAUAUAGUUUAUUUUUAUUAGCUGUAUCUCUGCAGUGAACAAAAGAUGUUUUAAACCUGCUGGUUCUACUGCUGCUUGUCCUGAUCCAUAGCUCCACUGUCUGCAAACCCACAGCUAGAUGGGAAGAUGCUCACAGAAACUCAGCAGGUUGUUUGUUAGUUACCUCUCACUGGGUGCUGUGGUGUGACCACAUCUUCCUGGUCACGGUGGUGUAGUGCCGUGAUGAGAGACAGAGGAAGUUCUUUCUCUACUCCACUUGGUCCUCUGUGCCAUUUAUUGCAGGCAGUAUAUAUUGUAACUGGAAUAAGUGAAAGUGCAUUUACAAAAAUGUGGGAGAAAUCAAUUUUCUCAUGUAAUGCAAACUUGAAGCUAAAAGAUUUGGAGAUGUUUGGGCAAGCAGAUCAUGGAUCAGACUGUGAUGAGCUUUCUCUUCUAUCUGUACAGAUUGAUGCAUUUGUAAGAUGCUGACAAGAAACUUUCAGCACAUCAAUUUAAACUGUGAGGAUGGUUGUAGAGUUCCAUAGUAACUGUUGCAAAGUAAAUGGAAAGUAACUUAGAAUGUUUGUGAAUAUCUUCAAUGUGAAAAAGGCCUUUGUACUUGAUCGUUAAACUUGAAUUGCUUCGUAUGGAAAGAACAGUUUAUGUGAUGGGAACAUAAGAAAUCCUAGUAAUGUUAUAUACUGUUGCAAGAGAAAUGGUGAAAUUGAUCAUUAAAUUGUUGGUUACCUAGUCCUAGUAAUAAGGAGAGAAGAAAAAUUAGUGCUUUUGCUCAUACACACACCCCGAACCUGAGUGCUGGGCUCUGCAUUAAGUAGCGCUACUGAAAUGCAGAGAAAGCAGCAGUAGAGAGACAGAAGAUAUGCUUACUCCUCUGAUGCAGGUAAUUUGUUUUGGUCUUUUUUUUAUUCAUGUGGCAGAGGCCAAUAGCAAGAAACUCUCCACCCAGCUCAGUUUAUCACUACUGGGAUAUCAGACCUGCUCAGGGCUGCCUUCCUCUUGGUUUGAUUGAUAAUUAUCUAAUGAAUUCUUAGGAGGACGGAGUGGAUUUGGAGACGUGUGCUGUAAAGACCUUGCAAAAUACCAAUGGGUUUUUUUUAAAAAAAUGUAUUUUGCUGCUAUUGCCAUUAUCCUAUGUGGUGUUGGCUUGGGUUUUUUAAUGUGUUUGGUUUUUUUAAUACAGUGUAAAGCGUCAGGAGAGCUAAGGAGAAGUUGAGGAAAUCUCCCACUGAAUGGGCAGCACUGGAAAUGAACAGGUUUAGAAGAAGCCCUGUCAUUCCUUACCUGUAAAGCAGCUUCAGAGCCAUAAGAAUGAAGAGAUUCCAAGACCACGGAAAGUGACAUUUUGUGUUAAUGUCAGCUAAAAGAUACACAGCAGUUCUCUAGCAACUUCUUUCUGAAGUUCCAGCAUUUUGCUGGCUUACCAAGUGACCUGGAAGGUACAAGUUUUUGUUUUCACAGCAAAGGAAGAGGUAGAGGAGUUUGCAUAUGACCUAAAAGACACACCACUUUUGUUGACUUCGGGGUAAAAUACAAGUCAGAAAAGCAUAUAGCUUUUCAUAAGGGCAACAAGGAAGGGGACAAUUUCUGGGUUCUUGUCUUUUAUGAGCAGGUUGGCAGACGGGCUGUAUUGGAAACAGGAGUUGGAGCAUUCACAGCAGCAGUCCCCGGCAGCCUGCUGAGGACACGCUCUGAGCUGCCACAGGCUGCCCACAGAGAGAUGUUUCUGUUCUCAUGGGUGAGCAGUGCAAAACUGGCCUCCAAGGACCUUUUUUUUUAAGAAGCGUAGCCCAAGGAGACUAAUACUUCAGCUUGGUGCCCUAGGGAAGCAAGAGUAUGGUUUGUCUGGUGCCACGUGUAUCAGCCUGUCUUAACCCUUUUAAUGCCUGUUUGGAACUUACUGUCUCAGGUGGUUCACGGGGCUCACAGAACAUUACAUUUCUACAAGUCUUGCAAGAAAUUAGUACCCAGGAUGAGAGGGGGACCUUGGUAGUGCUCUAGCAGGAAGAGGCUCCAUUGUGCAUAUAGGAAGUAGGCUUAGUUCUUUUAUUGCUCAGUGAAUUAUUCAGAUUUGUUUCAAAUUAAAAGCUGUUAUGGUGAGGUAGGAAGAACUGAUGGAUGCAACAUGAGAUUGAUUGCUGAAAAGCUGUGGGGUUUGAGGCCUUGUAGCUCUGCUGCCUCAGUUCCCCUGUCUAUCAAAAGUUACAUCUGCCUAAAUUUAUGGAAAAUUACAGUUUAAAUUAUAAUUUCAAUUUAGAAAAAUUCAAGAGGAGUGAUUCAUCAUUCCUGGCUAAGAAGCUAAAGGCAGAGAACACAUUUGAGAGUUUUCCAGAAGCUUUCCUGUAGAAGAGGCAAAACCAAAGCAUUUGAUGUUUUUAUACACAGGGGAAAAAAGAACAAAGUGCACAGUCUGGUGUGUUCAGGAUAUCUUUAAGCUGUGAAAUUUGAAAGAUCAUCCAUGAUACUUUCUUACUUCAGGGAGGUGAUUUCAUUUGAUUAUUAAUACCUGUUCAUAACAUACUGUGAAUCAGAACUCUCCAAAGUGUUAAUUCAAAUGACGUGGAGCCUCUGUUUUGCCAAUCUUUCGUGAAGUUUUUCUGUUUUCUCCUCUUUACCCUCUUCUAGACCUCCUCAGAAAAAUCACUAUUAAUGAAGGUGAACUAGAAAGUAGUGAGCCCAACACUGUAAUUGUUUAGAUUGAAAUGGUUCCCUGGCAUGCAAAGCUGGGCAGAUCUUGAAGUAUCCUAGAACAUAUUUUCUUCAGUCCCCUGCACCUGGGGAUUAUCGUUACCUGAGAGCCUAAGCACUGGCUUUGAAAGUGUGUAUUUCUGCACUGCAGUAGCAAGAGAAAUGGGAAAGCAAGAAUAUAAAGCCCCCAAAACACAAGGGUUGAUGUAGAACUAAGUUCAUUCUUUGUGCAUAUAGGUAUAGGUUUAGUUUUUUAGGAGGCUGACAUACUGGUUUAGAUGUUUGAGGUUGGCAGUUGAUGUGCGUGUCCUAAAUUUCCAAUUGAUACCAAAUCUUAGAGACAAAAGUAUAUUCAAAACCAUGUAAUCUAUAUGGUAGUGAAGUGCUAUUUCUAGAUAGCCGGGGCAGCUACAAAUGUUGUGAGUAAUACAUGGUAUACAUGGUACUACACUUGUUUCUUUUUAGAUUUCCUAUUUUAUGUUUCCUGUCUUCAGGUGUGUUUCGUAAACUUUAUUUUCAGCAAAAAUCUGUUACCAUUAUCGUCAGCUGAAAUUUUCUUGCUGAAUGGCUGAAUUGAGGAUAAAGAAUAUAUCAGCAGUGUUUUGCAGUGCACACAUCUUCCUCAACUGUGAUUUUGGAUGCCGCAAUCUUUUUUUUUUUUUUUUAGCCCAAGUCCCAGACUGAUGAACUUUGAAACCUUUGUUUAAAGAGAGCUUGUUUUCAGGAAAGUCCAUGGUCAAGUUUGUAAGGGAAAAAGAAAAAAAAGUUUUGUAAGAAGUCAGAACUCCCCUAAAAAGUGUUACUGGACAUGAGCCGAGAUCCUGGGGGGCGGCCCACCUUUUCCUGGCACCCAGUGGCACUUUCCCCGAUGAAGGACCCCAAGGACACACAGUUGCAGAGGUAAUUCGCAUGAAGGUAUCACACGCUGUACAGCUCUCAGAGGUGUUGCUGCACAAACUGCUUUCCGAGAAGGGGGACGUGUUGGUUCGUACCAUCUCUGAUGCAGAAAAACUUCUGAAAAGGAUUGUAUUUUUUCUCUAAAAUGUUUAAAAUUCAAUAGAAGAUUUUGCGUUGAUGAGAGCUAAUCCAGUACACCAAAAGAUGCAGCAUGCUGGUACAAGCUUCUUGCCCUGGCAGCAGGCAGCUGAUGGGGCAGGCACAGCCUGCUGGUGGCUGUAAGGGGGCUUAGUUGCCUUGGCUGUUUUGUGGUGGAACCUUCGAUGAGAAAGUAAAGUGGGAGGGCUCUUAAAAAUAGUAAUGUGUGUCCCUUUUGGGUGAUUGCAUGCUGUGAGAAGGUGGGAGGAUCUCUCAAGAGAUCUCAGCACUGGGUGGUUACACUUACAAACUAAGUAUAACCAUUUCUACUUGCCAGAGAAUCAAAAGAGAAAAAAAAAAAAAAAAAAGGCAGAGUGGAUGCCCCAACUGUUUCACUUUUCUCCUGCAUGCGGGUAAAUUGUCAAGCUUCCCCUGAGCACUGUUUGCUUAAUGACUAAAAAAGAAAGCACUUCAUGUCACUCCAAAGAGUAAAUAUCUGAAGUUAUGGAUUAACUAAGUUCCAGCAGAGCUCAUGGUGGAAGAAUAGAUCACGCUGAUUCACACUGAAUAAAGCAGUGACUCCUGCUGCACUAUGUGGAAGCUCGUCACCAUAGGGGUGCUGCUGGCUGCCUGCUCUUCACGAGUCUGUAGUACCUCAAUAUUUUACAGUGAUAAAGAUGCAAACCAAGUCCUGAAAAUUCAGAAGCGAGCAAACUCUUUUCUGGAGGAGCUCAAACCGGGCUCUCUGGAGCGUGAGUGCAAUGAAGAGAAGUGUGACUUUGAGGAGGCCAGUGAGAUAUUUGAAACCAGGGAAAGAACACUAGAUUUUUGGACCAAGUAUGUAGAUGGAGAUCAGUGUGACACACAGCCUUGUUCCAAUGGGAUCUGCAAGGACAAUAUUGGAGAAUUUUCCUGCAUCUGUAACAAAGGCUGGGAGGGGGCGUUGUGCAAUUAUGAGGUGAAAUACACCAACUGUUCUGUCAAUAAUGGUGGAUGUGAACAUUUCUGUAGGGAUGACCCUGCCAAGCAGUACCGCUCUUGCAGCUGUGCCUCUGGGUAUCAGCUGAUGAGUGACCAUACCAUGUGCAAGCCUGUAGUGGAGUUCCCUUGCGGAAGAGUGAAAAUGGACUACAUUGAACCCAAAGCAGGAUUCAAUAUUCGGCUCAUCGAAGGAAAAGUAGGAAGAAGGGGAGACAGCCCUUGGCAGAUUAUGCUGCAAAAUAUCAAAGGGAGAUUUCUGUGUGGGGGUGUUCUCAUCCAUCCAUCUUGGGUCCUAACGGCAGCACACUGCACUGAGGCACAAGAGGGGAUCAAAGUAAGACUCGGUAAAUUCCACCGUUUCCGUACUGAGCCAGACGAGCAAACCAUUUGGGUUGAUAAACAUGUGAGCCACAAAAAUUACACCAAGACAACCUCUGACAAUGACAUAGCCAUGCUGCACUUGGCUGAGCCCGUGAUAUAUAACAAAUACGCGCUCCCCAUCUGUCUUCCCACCCGCGACCUGGCAGAACAGGAGCUGACAAGAACUGGGAAGCAGAUGGUGGUAACUGGCUGGGGCAGCACAACUGAUGUUAAACAGAAUUUCUCUACUCUCCUCAGUUAUAUUCAAAUCCCCAUGGUUCCGCGGAAUGAGUGCGCUCAGGCAAUGAGAUCUGCUAUCUCUGACAACAUGCUGUGUGCUGGCAGCUUAGGAGACAGAAAAGAUUCCUGCAGUGGGGACAGUGGAGGCCCUAUGAUCACUAAAUAUAAGGAUACUUGGUUUUUGGUAGGACUGGUGAGCUGGGGUGAAGGCUGUGGAAGAAAGGAGAAAUUUGGAGUCUACACCAAGGUUAGUCAGUAUCUUGAGUGGAUCCAGCACCACAUAGAUGAGAUGUCAGCUUCUCGGAAGGGUUGAUUCCAGUACUGAGUCUGGAAUAUUGUGGUUAUGUGCUAGUGACAGUAUGCAGUGUAACGUACUGUCAGAUCUUCAGUAUUAAAUAUUGAGUAUAUAUUAACCUUGUGUACUGUUUUCCUUGGUACCUAUUUUUUUUACUUUAUUUUUUUCCUUUUUUACGUUGUUUAUAUUGGUUAGUUUCCAGGUUAUGUUGUUUAUUUGUAGCAUGGUCCUACCUAGGCCUUACAGACAAGAAAUAAUACCCUGUUACACUGAGAUGCUGUACAGCAUUAUAGAAAAUAAGAUAGUCCAUGGUCAGGCAACUCCAUCUUUGAAAUGUGAAAUAACUGAAUUCGUUGGGGCGGGGAGCAGGGGGGGAGAGUAAAGUGCUUUAACAAUCACCAUAGCGAUACAGUUCUGUCAUUUCAGCUUUACUCUAACACAUCCACAGUAACUGUUCUGGUUUGCUCUGUAUUUGUAUAAUUUUUCUUUCAACACAAUGAAAUUUUAAUAUCAUCACUGCCUAUACUCAUUCACACUUGCUCCAGUGCUCACAGAUAAAGUUGAUUCAGCAGGUCACUAGAACUUAUCUGUAUUUUCUAUUCUUUGAACACUCAACGCCUGAUUUA
This is a messenger RNA of Athene cunicularia (burrowing owl), 9142 nucleotides long. RefSeq names its product vitamin K-dependent protein C-like. The record is from RefSeq and is a predicted model, not a curated record. Gene Ontology annotation, cellular component: extracellular region. Lineage: Eukaryota; Metazoa; Chordata; Aves; Strigiformes; Strigidae. The coding region runs from base 7233 to 8534 and encodes 433 amino acids. The transcript is spliced from 10 exons. Gene Ontology annotation, molecular function: calcium ion binding; serine-type endopeptidase activity. Gene Ontology annotation, biological process: blood coagulation; proteolysis.